UUUCGUGCGAAAGAAUGAGGGGUGGCUGGAUGCUGGGUGCAUUGAUUGUAAUGGAUGUUUGCACGACGGCCAGACUGGCAUGAAGUUCGGUGUGACCGCAACGACGUUCGUGGGAACGUCGACGGUGACUGUCUACCUGGUAGUUUUUUCCACGGCGGUAGUCUAGUUUUUUUUGACGGCGGUAGUUUUUUCCCGGCUCAAAACAAGGAUCACACGGCAACUUGAAAGAGAGAGAGAGAGAGAGAGAGAGAGAGCUGCUGGUAUGCUCGACGCAUCAUUUCGCCAUGGCUUGGGCUUGGGCUUGGAGGUAUUUUUCAGUAUUCCGAACGUCUCUGGCCCGUUCGGGACUCUCGUAGGAUCCAUUCACUGCUCAUGAUCAUUCGCCAUCCUAUCAGCAGCAAAAGCCCUGCCAAACUGCAAAACGGGAGCGGGACCACAGCCCACAAGGCGAAACUCUUCAUGCGAGGCCCUCCGGAAGUUAGGGAACCACAGCUACUACCGGUACGAUUCCGUUGUGGAGACUCACUCCCCAAGUUGCCACCAAUCGAUCCUAAUCGUACUGUAUAUAGCAUGGCUGUGCUACGCAACUCUUCCAUACGAUUUGCUAUGACUGAACAACUCUUUCCCUCUGUCUGCGAAACGUUAUUGUGGACACCACCGUGGACAAACACAGUUGGUGUCAAACAUUCCAAAGCCUUCCAAAAAUUACUUACUUACUUACUUACAAUCCGCAAACCACAACGGCUUUUUGAACGUAAGCGAAGUGGCAGCCAUCUCAACAAUGGAAUAUCGUCGGGAUGGGUCAAUUGCAGAUGAGUUUAUCUGUUCCAUCAGCUUGGAAUUUGCCAUUGGAUCCUGUCACUGCUGAGGACGGGCACAUCUAUGAGCGUAAAUGCAUUGAGGAACACUUUCGGACCCAUCAAGGGGAUCAUCUCAAGUCACCAAUGACAAAUGAAAAGAUGGGCAAGAAGCUCUUGCCAUCCUUCCAGGUUAGGAAUGCAAUCGGGAAAAUGGUGGAGUCUGGUGUUAUUGAUGGAGACCUGGCGCACAAAUGGAAGGAAAGGGUGAAGCUGAAGAAGGAGAUGGACGACUUGUUGAGUUUGGCGGAAGAAGGUGAUACUGAGGCUAUGUGCAAUGUAGGAAAUUGGUAUUUCGAAGGUGAUAAUGGUGUCAAGCAAGACUACAAGUUAGCUUAUACGUGGUUCAAGAGGGCACACGACGCUGGGAAUGUCAGAGGCACAGCCCUGCUGGGAGUGUGCACUUUGCGCGGUGUGGGUGUUGCACAGAGCGAAUCGCUUGGAUUCAUCUACUUGACCAAAGCAGCAAUGCAAGGAUCGGCUAUGGCUGCGUAUUGUUUGGGAAUGGCAUUUGCCAAUGGCAUGCAUGGUGUUAGUGUCAACAAGGCAGAGGCCAUUCAUUGGCUGGAAAAAGCCAUAGGGGAGGAGUGUCCUCACGAGCAUGGAGACGGCGACUUCAAAAACGAAGCUCAACAGGAGUUGAAUCAGCUAAAAGCCAAUCAACCAGCCACUAGUCGCUAGCUGGAUCCAUUCGAAUGGCUCCUGCAAUCUACCCAGAAGCAACAUUUCGAUUCCUGGCCAGUUUCAGGAGGCUCUUUCAACUUCAGGGCGGUACUAUCAACAAUGUACUCGCGGUCAUUUUAAAACGCAGGCAGCUGUACUUUUCUAAUAUAGAACAGAGUGCUCUUCUUUU
Seminavis robusta is the source of this 1710-nucleotide messenger RNA. NCBI's taxonomy places the organism in Eukaryota, Bacillariophyta, Bacillariophyceae, Naviculales, Naviculaceae. The record is from the annotation of a GenBank genome assembly.